Molecule: messenger RNA, 3147 nt
Organism: Fraxinus pennsylvanica
Lineage: Eukaryota; Viridiplantae; Streptophyta; Magnoliopsida; Lamiales; Oleaceae
Source: the annotation of a GenBank genome assembly
AUGGAGGAAGCAGUGGGUGAUGAGGUGGCUGAAGUGGGUGCUGUUGAGGGCCUACACCUCCAAAGUAAAGAGAGCGAGUUUGCAUUGAAGCCAGGCAGCUCCAGUGUGUUGCAAUCACAUGAAAUGGUAACACCCGGUGAGGAUGAUUAUAAUGAAAACACAAACAUUUAUUUUUCAGACAGCAUUGGUUCUUCUGAACGUGCAAGUGGCAGGCCUCGAUUCAUGGAUGAGGCGGGGGUCAUGGUUGAAGAGUUGACUGUGGAAAAUUAUGAUGGAGGAAAGUUGGGUAGAACGCAACCAAAGCAAAUGCAAAAACAGUGGCAGCAUUUGUACCAGUUAGCAGGCGGAUCAGGAAUCAGCAGCUUCCAUGAACACGCUGGGAACAAAGAAAAGGGUCGAACUAAGCCUGGUGAUUGGGAGGACGGAGGUGACACAUUCUUUUCUGAGUUUCUAGAUCAGAAUCAGCAACCAACGGACCAUGGUCAUAAUGCAGCCGUGGAUCAUGUACUUGGUAAUGAUGGUAAAGGUACUUUGAGUGAUGCAUCUGGAGGCAUCCGGACAAAGAUUUUAUCAAAAUCUGGAUUCUCUGAGUACUUUAUAAGAAGUUCGCUGGAAGGCAAGGGAAUGAAACAUAAAGGCCCCUCUCAUAGAGGAUCUAGUAAUGAACCAGGGGCCCAAGUUCAUCCAAAAUCUGUCACUGUUGGUUCAGUGGACUCUGCUGCGACAUUAUGUGUAACUGCAGACAUUGUUACGCCUCCUUCAGGUGCUGUUUCUGAACCACAGACUAAUCUGAGUUCCAAUUCUUUCAGUGAUGGAAUCAGUUUGAGAGAAUGGCUGGAAGCAGGUCGAAAUAAUGCAAAGAAAGAUGAGAGUUUAAAUAUAUUUAGACAGGUUUUGGAUAUUGUGAAUUCUGUUCACUCCCAUGGAGUUGCCUUACAAGACUUGAGGCCAUCCCACUUCAAGGUAUUGGGAUCAUACAAGGUCGUAUACCUUGGAUCUUCUUUACCUGCUGGGGUUAAGGAAAAUGUCGCAUAUCAAGACAUUAACCAAUCAGGUCACAGUAGAAAUGAAAAGAGGCCAAUGCAUCCAAGAAUGUUCCCAUUGGCCAGCAUGAAGAAGCAGAAAUUGAGAGAGAACGUGAACUUCAAUCGAAGGUGGCCUCAAUUUCUGCCUCAAUUUCCAUCCAGGUCUGGCACUAGAUCUGCAUCUGAAAAUGUUGCCAAAGAAUAUAUUGUCGGGCAACAAGAUUCUGGGGAUGAUUCUGAUGAAGACACAAAUUCUAAAAUCAAAUGUAAGAACCAGAGCAAAUUCUUCAGCCAUGACGUGUCUAAUUCAUCACAGCCAUUGCAGGUUUCUCUAAGGGGUAUGCCAGAGGAGAAGUGGUAUAGCAGUCCUGAGCUGUUCAGUGAGAGGGGCUGCACUUUUGCAUCAAAUAUCUAUAGUCUUGGCGUCCUUCUAUUUGAGUUACUCGGCUCAUUUGAUUCGGGAACAUCUCGUGCUGCUGCAAUGCUUGAUUUACACCAUAGGAUUCUUCCUCCUGCAUUCCUUUCGGAAUAUCCGAAGGAAGCUGGAUUCUGUCUCUGGCUACUUCAUCCUGAACCUUCAUCACGCCCAACAACCAGGGAAAUUCUACAAUCAGAAUUUAUGAAGGGAAUUCAAGACUUAUCUGGAGGCGAGUUAUUACCAUUAAUUGACGAAGAAGAUGGAGAAUCAGAGUUGUUAUUGUAUUUUCUCCUGUUAGUUAAAGAGCAAAAGCAGAAGGAUACGUUCAAGUUAGUGGAACAAAUCCAGUACAUAGAGGGAGACAUCGAAGAGGUUAAGAAAAGGCAGCCUAAGAAGUCACUUAUUCAAUCUUCCUCAUCUCUGGAGCCUUCAACUGUAAGUGGGAACAGCAUUACUCGCAGAGGAGAUUUAAGUCCAGACUCUCUUUCAAAGAUGAUCCCAGGACAUGACAACGAGAAAAAAUUGAUGAGCAACAUCAGGCAACUCGAAAACCCUUACUUUUCGAUGAGAUCCAAUGUUCAGCUUUCAGAUUGUGAUGUAGUGACUCGUAAGGAUAGAGAACUGUUGAAAAGUCGAGAGAACUGGAGCAUUACGGGUAAUGAUGAUAACAAGUACAAGACCUCAGAUAGUUUAGGGAGUUUCUUUGAUGGAUUGUGCAAAUAUGCUCGCUACAGUAAAUUCAGAGUACGGGGGACAUUAAGGAAUGGAGAUUUUAAUAAUAGUUCCGCAAAUGUGAUAAGCUCUUUGAGUUUCGACCGGGAUGAAGACUAUCUGGCUUCGGGAGGGGUGUCAAAGAAGAUAAAGAUAUUUGAAUUUCAAGCUCUGUUUAAUGAUUCUGUUGACAUUCAUUAUCCUGUUAUUGAGAUGACAAACAAGUCAAAGCUCACUGGCCUUUGCUGGAACAACUAUGUCCGGAACUACCUUGCUUCAACUGAUUACGAUGGCAUAGUUAAGUUAUGGGAUGCAACAACUGGUCAAAGCUUUUCUCAUUUCAUAGAGCACAGUGAAAGGGCUUGGUCUGUUGAUUUCUCCCAUGCGGAUCCCAUGAAAUUAGUCAGUGGAAGUGAUGAUCGUAUGGUGAAACUUUGGAGCAUCAAUGAGAAAAACAGUUUAUGCACAAUUAGGAACAAUGCAAAUGUCUGCUGUGUGCAGUUCUCAGCUAACUCCAGUCAUAUGUUGGCUUUUAGCUCAUCCGAUUAUAAGACCUAUUGCUACGAUAUUCGCAAUAUUUCGACUCCUUGGUGCAUAUUGGCUGGCCAUGGGAAAGCUGUAAGUUAUGCAAAAUUCUUGGAUGCCGAAACUCUUGUUACUGCAUCCACUGACAACACUUUGAAGAUUUGGGAUCUCAAUAAAACCAGUUCCCAUUGUUUAUCAAGAGAUGCGUGUAUCUCAACACUUAGAGGGCACACAAACGAGAAGAACUUUGUAGGUUUAUCAGUUGCUGAUGGAUACAUUGCAUGUGGGUCGGAGACAAAUGAGGUGUUUGCCUAUUACAAAUCCCUGCCAAUGCCAAUUACUUCCCACAAGUUUGGUUCCAUCGAUCCCAUUUCUGAUGGUCUAGAAGUAAAUGAACCCUUGAUCAGCUGUGACAUUUGUGGCAUGUUUGGGAAGUUGGAAUUAACAGUCACUCAAAAGCGCUUCUGA